Penicillium diatomitis is the source of this 2406-nucleotide messenger RNA. Its product is annotated as leucine-rich repeat domain-containing protein. Gene Ontology annotation, cellular component: cytoplasm. Gene Ontology annotation, molecular function: protein kinase binding. The coding region runs from base 1 to 2406 and encodes 801 amino acids. The record is from RefSeq and is a predicted model, not a curated record. The transcript is spliced from 2 exons. NCBI's taxonomy places the organism in Eukaryota, Fungi, Ascomycota, Eurotiomycetes, Eurotiales, Aspergillaceae.
AUGGAGAAGCUGAAUUCCGAAGAUGGGCAGCUUUUCAUCAAGAACCUAGCCAGCUUCGUUCGGACACACGAGAAAGCACUUGCAAACGCUUUGCAGCUCCGCCGCCAGUCUAAAAAUGCCCUCACUCCCCCAUCGCCAACCAGCGCCACGGGCGCCACUUCCUCAUUCUCUUCAACCUCCCUCACCCUGGCGGCCGCCUUGUCAUUCGGCGCAUUGAAAUUCACCUCCCAGGACAUCAAGCCCGCCAAAUUGACUCUCACUCCGCACCACCUCUUCUACCUGCUCUCCUGCUUCGAGGAUUUGUCGAUUGCGGUAGGUCCCAUGAAUGUUCGACUGGAAAACAUCAAUACGGAAGUCUCUCAAUCCUACGUCUCCUUCCUGAACAAACCGCAGCGGUCCAAGGGCGAUGGGGCAUCGAUUCAUUCUGUUUCCAGCGUCCGCAGCGUCAUGUCGGGUAUGAGUGGCCUGUGGUCCUCAUUCGGCCUUGGCUCCAAGGAUUCUGUCUCCAAAUCGGACAAGGCCAAGUCCGCUCUCGACGCCGACCUCAAGUACCUUUACUCCGCAUUCACCAAGAUUCCCUGCCUUCGCCUGGCACCGGACCAUCGUGCCCGACUGAUUCGAGGAUAUGAAGAAUUCCCGUUCGAUACGGCUGUGCCGCUGCAUGCCUUCAAAAACCUGAGCGCUCUGGAAAUUAUCGACAUUGACUAUCGUUCUUUCUAUGGCUGGGACCGCUUGGCGGAGCAGCUGCGCACCCUGACGAUCAAGCGAGGUCAUCUGGAUGAUCCCGCAGAUCUGUUGACCCGCAUUGUCUUGGACGAUGUUGAUAAGCGACGUCGUCGCUCGGCCAAGUCGCAACAGUCCCCGCCAUUAGGCUGGACUGCCAGUAUGGGCGGACCGCCGAUGCCACCCUCGGAUCAGACCUCGAUCUCGGCGCCUGGCUCUCCUGUUGCUGAAAAUGCACUUGCGAGCAGCACGAGUCCGAAAUCCGUCCCCAUGAUGCGAGCUGGCUCCGAGGGUUCUCGCGUCCGUUAUCGUGCAGACAGCGUCUCACCUACGCGGCCCUCGACAAAGCACAGUCAUCGCCACAGCCGAGGCCAGUCUUCUCGGAUCCGCCGCACCGGUUCGGGGAGCUCCAACUCGAGCGAUACGUCUGGUGGCGCCAACUCGCAUGCAGGCGUCCUUCCUCCGUCCAAAUGGCGCUUCCUUCGCCAUCUGGGGCUGCCUGACAACUCCCUGACCUCCAUCUCGGCUGCUAGCCUUGCCCCCGUGGCCGGCACCCUGAACUCGCUCGAUCUUUCUUCAAACCUUCUGACCGAGGUCCCCGAUAGCUUGUCGACACUCAUGGCUUUGCGCGCGCUCAACCUGUCUCAUUGCAUGAUUGAAUCGUUACAUUCUCUGACGCGUAGUCCACUCCCCGCGAUCACUGCCCUCAACUUACGGGGCAAUCGGCUUCGCUCGCUCGCUGGAAUUGAGCGACUGCUGUCCUUGGAACGCCUGGACCUACGUGACAACGACCUGAUGGAUCCCACCGAAUUGGCGCGACUGACCAGUCUCCCUGAGAUACGGGAGAUCUGGGUCUCGGGGAAUCCUUUUGUGAAGACUCAUUCCAACUAUCGAAUCGUCAUCAUGAAUCUGUUCCGUCGAACACCCGGCUACUCAGAGGACCUUGUCAUUGACGGUCGUGGCCCCGGUUACACAGAGCGAAAGCAACUUGUUGAUCGUGUUGCUGAGCCUGAGGGAGCUCCCAUUGUCCGCUCCAGUGCUGCAGAUCAGCCCGCAAUUGUACAAAAGCCCCUUCACACUGCUUCGCCCAUUGACCCCGUCCCAUUGAUGUCCCCAAAGCAGGGGCAGCACUCUCACGAGACCCCAAUGCGCCAGGAAAUCGAAUCGGGUACCAACCGGCGCAAGAAGAUGCAACGGCGUCGCAUCGUCGACCUUUCCACCGACAGCCCCUUUGUCGCUGAUGGUCUUGGGAAUCCGGGCUCUGCAAUCCCAGCCCCUCUUACUGUGCAGCAGAUUGAUGAUCCUGCCGAGCGUACUGUUGUACCACCGUAUGAGCACCAGCUACGUUUAGACAGUGGUACGCCCUCUGGUUCCUCCAGCAUCCAAAGUCCUGUCAAACAAGCACCACCCCUGAGCCCUAUCUCCAAUACUCUGCCACUCAACGGCUCGGGCAAAGACUGGAUCGUGGAACAGGAAUUGUGUCGGCAGCAAUUGGAAGCCCUGCGUCAGGAUGUCGGCCAUAGCUGGAUUUCGGUCCUCGGAGAUCAUCCGUGGGAUCAUGUACAGAAGGAGCCUGGUCAUCUCGUCCCCGGCUCAGGGCUGGAUCAUCCCGUCCUUUCGCCCCCGCCUCUUUGCGGGAAUGGCCGUGCCAUUCUGAGCGGAGGUCAUGCACUGAGUGGCUGA